Messenger RNA from Pelecanus crispus (Dalmatian pelican), 1093 nucleotides. NCBI's taxonomy places the organism in Eukaryota, Metazoa, Chordata, Aves, Pelecaniformes, Pelecanidae. The record is from RefSeq and is a predicted model, not a curated record.
UGAAGCAGGAGGGGCUGCGCUUCGUGGAGCAGGAGCUGCAGAACAUCACGGUGUCAGACCUGCACGGGAAGGAGGGGCAGUUCCACUACAACAUCAGCCAGGUUAAGGUGACGGACCUGCAGCUGGCAUUUUCUGACCUGCACUUCCAGCCUCAGCAGCACCUCGUCUUCAACGUCAACAAUGCCUCCAUCAGCCUGCGCUUCCGGAGACAGCUGCUCUACUGGUUCUUCUAUGACGUGGGGUCCAUCAAUGCCUCUGCGGAUGGCGUCCACAUCCACACAGUGCUGCAGCUGGCCAAAGACAAGGCUGGGCGCCUGAAGAUCUCUAACAUCACCUGCAACGCCUCCAUCACCAGAAUGCAGGCAGGCUUCUCGGGCACACUCAGGACGGUCUACGAGUUCCUGAGCACCUUCAUCGUCACAGGGAUGCGCUUCCUCCUCAGCCAGCAGAUCUGCCCGUCCCUGGAGCACGCCAGCCUGGUGCUGCUGAACUCCGUGCUGGACACGGUGCCAGUGAAGAACUAUGUGGAUGAGCACAUCGGGAUUGACUACUCCCUCCUGCGGGAUCCGGCCGUCUCCACGGACACCCUCGACCUGGACUUCAAGGGCAUGUUCUUCCCCCGUGCAAGAGAGAACCAGGAGCUGGAGAACCACGCGGUGGAGCCGGUGAUCAAGGAGACCGAGCGUAUGGUCUACGUCGCCUUCUCCGAGUACUUCUUUGACUCAGCCAUGCACGCAUACUUCCAGGCGGGUGUGCUGGCCAUAGAGCUCCAGGGGGAGAAGGUGCCCAAGGACCUGGAGGUUUUGCUGAGAGCCACCUUCUUUGGGACCAUCUUCAUGCUGAGCCCCACUGUGGAUGCUCCCCUGCGGCUGGUGCUGCAAGUGUCGGCUCCCCCGCGCUGCACCAUCAAACCCUCGGGCACCUCUGUCUCCGUCUCUGCCUUCCUCAACAUCUCGCUGAUCCCCCCGGGUCGCCCCGCCGUCCAGCUCUCCAGCAUGGCCAUGGAAACAAAGCUGAGCGCCAAGGUGUUUCUACAAGGGAAGGCGCUGCGCGUGCAGCUGGACCUGCGACGGUUUCGCAUCUACUCCAAGCA